AGCAUCUCAGCAUGUCAGUUGCAUCUAAAUGAAGAAUCCAACGAAGGAAGACGCCGAAGUUGAAUAAGACUAGCUGCAAAGUUUGAGAGCAGUCGCAGUUUUCUUUCUAAGCUUAAAAAGUCGGUGAGUUUUUCAGACACAGAUUGUGUUUGAACCGUAACUUGACUGUCCUUGGUUGAAUGGACAACUUGAAGGUGUCAAGCAGAGAGGGAGAGGUCGACCAACGCCUUUCGGCCUUUCGGCUUAAAGUCGACCCCACGCCUUUUGCCACUUUGCCCUCUUCCUACGAAUGGCUCCAAGUGACGAAAAGGACCGCUACGCCUACUUUCGAGAUUUGGAACGGACGGAUGGUCUUCUAGAUGCAUCGAGCUUUAGGAGGCCAGUCUUUAGCUUCGAAGAAGAUUAUACCUUCAGCCUGUUGGAGCCGGUCUUCCGAGAUUUGCCAAAUGGAGACUUUGAGAAGCUCAGUGAGAAGACACAGAAGCGCUUCUGUGUGGAGCUGGAUCGCUGUGAUUUGGAGCCUAUCACAAGUGAUGUGGAUCGCUGUGAGGACUAUAUUGAUUCCUUGGUGAGACUUUGCAGUGAGAUUACACAUGAAUGUACUGGUAAAGACUUUGCUCAGUGGCGUUUAGUAGGUGAUGCUGAGGAGGAGUUGCGAAAGGCUUGGAGGCACUUCGUUCGCUUGAUCUCCAUCCGAGAUUUUGAAUGGGAGAACUUGGUCUCGUAUCUAUCUGAUCCACAUGCUGGGUGGAAUGCACCCGGUGAAUAUUCGAAAGCCAAUUCUGCAAACAUGUCUAAGAUGAUGCGAUAUGCAAUUUCACAAAAACUGAUGGUUCCUCUACAGAUGUGGGCACUGCUUCUGAAGUUGGCGGGAGGUGAGGUUGCAGCUCCAAAGAAACGGAGCUAUGUGUAGCCAUAUCGGAGACUUUCCAAGCAAGUGACGUGCCACAUUCAAAAGGGACGCUAGCCUUCGUGGAAAUGAGUUGACUGCAGC
Messenger RNA from Durusdinium trenchii, 994 nucleotides. The record is from the annotation of a GenBank genome assembly. NCBI's taxonomy places the organism in Eukaryota, Dinophyceae, Suessiales, Symbiodiniaceae.